Molecule: messenger RNA, 2194 nt
Organism: Colletotrichum scovillei
Lineage: Eukaryota; Fungi; Ascomycota; Sordariomycetes; Glomerellales; Glomerellaceae
Exons: 3
Coding region: 190-2010 (606 amino acids)
Source: RefSeq, a predicted model, not a curated record
UCUCAACAUCGACAUCGCGAACCUCAAUUGAUUUACGCGCGGGCAUCUCCACUGUCGCGCAUUGUGGUGAAAGAAGACUUCUGAAACAUAACGUCGUAGCUUCAAGCGACACAACACCUCUUUAGGAGCCUCCGAAUCCAUCGCGUCGACGCGCUUCCAGCGCAGAAGCAACUGCACAACACCGCCAUUAUGCCUUGCAAGACUAGGAACAUGGACUCGGAAGAGAGGGCCGCUGCGGCUCACGAGCUCGAAAUGAAACAUCAGCAACACAUCCACAAAGCACAGCUCAUUGUCAAGGAGGAAGACACGCGGAGACAGAAGGUCACCAAACAAGUUCUUCUUGACGAGAACGCGACAUUACGCGAAAAGCUUGCCGAAAGGGAAGCGCAAGUCAAUCAGUUGUCCGAAAAGUUCGACCAAACGCGCAGUGACUUGGAAUCAUUAAAGGCGACAAAUCGCGACCAGGAUACGCAGCUUAAGGCUCAGAAGAGGGAAUUUGGUCACAUCAAGGCCGAACUCGAAUCCCUCAACAGCCUGUCUCAAGAUUCUACGAAAGUCCUUGCAGAGAAGCUUACCCUCUCUCGGGAGGUGAACGCCAUGAAACCUGAACUGGAGCAUCUGCGGUCACAAGUCGCCCACCAGCAACAUGUCAUCGCCGAGAAACUGGAGUUAGAGCGUCAGCUGAAUAUGGCUGAAGUAGAGUUGGCUGCCGAAAAACGAGCACGGGAACAGCAGACUGCACAAGCGGAGGGCGACAAAUCGACCGAAGAUGAAUUGCGGCGCAGGCUCAAGGACGUCGAGAAGAAGCUGACGACGGAGAAGCGUGAAAAGGAACAUUUGCAGGAAGAGCUUGAGGCUGCCGUCUCAGCCGCAAAGGCUGGACAAGAGAACAAGAAGGCGGAACGCGAGUUGACUCAGAAGAUCCAAGAGAUGGAGCAGGUGCUUUCAGUCGAGAGACGAGAGCGGGAAAGGCUACGAAAAGAGCAUGAGAUGGCUCUGUCUGAGGCCCAAACGCAAAACGAGAUGCUCGAACAGCGCCUAGAUACGGUUAAGUCCAAGUUGCGCAACGCUCAGGAUGAGUUGAAGGCCGUUCGUGCGGAGUUGGUUGCUAGACCAGCAGCGAUACCAAGUGCACAGCUUCCUGCGCGUGCCGGAGGCGCAAAGGCGCAGGCCGGCAAGAAGCGCAGAGUCGAAGAGGUCACCAUGAACGACAUGAGCCUUGGCACGCCAGAAGACAUCACUCGCGGCAGGCGCCCUGCUAAGAAGAAGGGUCUUGAGCAGACGAUGUUGGGCGAGAAGUCACUGUUCUCCAUUACUCCUUUCUUGGCCAAGUCUAAGACGCUCAAUGUCGAGGAUGCCGUCGCCGAAGAGGACGAGGAAGCUGAUGUCAGCUAUAUCCCUCUGUCUCACCAGUCUCACUCCCAAGAGGUCGAGAUCGAUACUAGGACCGAGGUCGAGAUUGCAGAUGCGCCGGCACAGUUGGAGGAGGUCGAAGGGCAGGAAGAGUCCGCAGAUAAGCCUGCUCCCACCAAGACAACGAAAGCAAAGCCGAAAUCCAAGAAUGAUGGUGAAGCGAAGAAGCCCCGUGGCCGACCAAAGAAGGCCUUGACGGAAACAUCGCCAAAUAUGCCUGUGCAGGGGGUCUCGGCUGCGGCUGACAAACCUCACAUUCCGUCGAGUGCUCCUCUUGAGCAGGUGCUGGAGGAGCCUCACUCUGAAGAGCCAGAGAAUCUGGUUCCCGCAAAGGUUCCCGCUGCUAGCAAGAGCGAACAAGAAGUCAAGAAGAAGAAGCGCAAGUUGGGCGGUGAAACGGCAACACUCUUCGAUGAUGACGACGGCGAAGCGCCUCCCGCUGCUACCAAGCGGCCUGGCAAGGUUGGCAUGGGUGCCGGCAGAGCUCUCGGCAAGACUCAUCUUAGCAUGGUGAGGAACGCUGGCGCUUUUGGCAAGAAGUCAUUCUCGCCGCUCAAGAAAGACAGAAGGGGAGUCGGUGCCAGCUUCCUGGCGUGAGUGGUUUUGAAUCAUUUUGCUUUCAAGCGAAGAAUGCUUUUCCUUGAAAUUUCAGCUCAACGGGAGGAGUCAAAAGGGGCAAUGCAUCGGCGGCGUUUUCGGUCGGUUGUUUUUACGUUCAGGGCUGGCUGGUUGGUGAGGUUCUUGUACAGAUAAAGUAGGGUUUUCUAAGCACCCAAUUGAG